AUGGCCGCCAGUCAAGAUGAGUUGGACAUGGAAGCCUUUCAGAGACUCUCUGAUACGUAUCAGCCAGAUGUGCAGGGACCUCUCGUUCGCGACAAACUACCAAUACAAACAUUGAUCAAUGAAUUCAACAAUGCAGAUCCCGCCUACGUUACGAAAACUGUGGCGCUAGCUUCUUCUUACUCGCAGUACCGGCCUAUCAAAGGCGAUGGGCAGUGCGGAUGGAGAGCUGUCGUAUUUGGUUACUUCGAAUGCCUGUCAUCACAAGAUGUCGUCAAAAUCGCGUCAGAACAAGCAAGGCUUCGAAGCUUCAACGAAACGAUUGUUGCUGUUGGACAUGAAGCCACCAUGGUCGAGUGCUUCAUUGACGAGACAAUGAAGCUGUUCGACUCACUACGCCAAACCAUCCAGUCUGGUGGGGAAAGCGAUCAGCUAUUGUUGGAUGUCUUCAACGACGGAAACCGGUCGAACUCAAUAGUAUUUCAUUUCAAGGUCUGUGAUCCACUGUUGGGCAAGAAGGUGGUGGUAGUUUCUAACGGACAGCAGCUCUUGACCAGCACCACCAUGAAAAUGAAUCCUGAUCGAUAUCAAGAAUACCUAGUAGAGCAGCCUUUGUAUGAGUAUUGUGCGUCGAAUGUCGAUGCAUACGAGAGAGAAAUAGAACAGAUCAGCCUUCAGGCUUUGACAGAUGGCGUCAUUGCUCCAGCCAACAUGAACGUUAUUGUGAUGUAUCUCGAUCGCAGUAAAGGCAAUGAGGUCACCCAGCAUCAGCUUGUAGGCAAAGCAGGUCCAGAUUGGCCUGCUAUCACUCUUCUCUAUCGACCGGGCCACUACGACAUGAUCUACAAGUCUGCACCGAUUCGGGCUCAUCGUGUGGAAAUCAGCACAGGACAGGAUAGCUUUCUUCCCACAAGCGGCUUCUCGACCAGACUCUCUGACCUCCGCGUUCUCUCACACUUCAACGAAAACCAAUCAAUGAUGCACCAAUAUCACGGUGAUAACUACCCUACGUCUUCUGGGUCUAUGGACAUGUCUUUUGCGCGUUUCUUCCCUCCACCCAUUGCUCAAGCAACCAUGGCAGAGCAGCAAGCGGCUUCAAGCGCAGCACUAGCGUCGUCCACUGCCAGCUACGAUGCGUCUUAUAUGCAUUCUGGUGUGUCUGCUGAAGCAUUUGGGACAACUACCAAUCAAUAUGGAGUCUCGGCACCCGAAGACGGAUAUGGAGCAUUCAAUGGUGCAUGGUCUACUCCACCACCAUGUUAUCACCCGCCAAUGCUUCUGCCACCCCAGUAUUAUGCUCCACCUGCCGCAACCUCCCCCAUUUCGCCCCCAUCGCCGGGACCAAGUCCGAGAAAGCAGGAGCUUCAGAUUCGAAUGAGUCAACCAUGCUAUGAGAUGGGUCAGCAUCAUCAUGAGAUUCUCCCUUUGGAGACGGGUCCUUUCAAGAAUUCCCCAUUCAACAGGGGUCACUUUCUCAAUCCCGACUUUCAACCUCUUAUGUGGAACGCCGAUGAUGACUAUGUUUGA
Molecule: messenger RNA, 1524 nt
Organism: Endocarpon pusillum Z07020
Lineage: Eukaryota; Fungi; Ascomycota; Eurotiomycetes; Verrucariales; Verrucariaceae
Exons: 6
Coding region: 1-1524 (507 amino acids)
Biological process (GO): protein K48-linked deubiquitination
Cellular component (GO): nucleus
Molecular function (GO): ubiquitin binding; cysteine-type deubiquitinase activity
Source: RefSeq, a predicted model, not a curated record